GUAGACGGAUCACUGCUGCUGAAACUCGUGACCAAACCAAACACGGAACUGAAAGCAUCCGUCCAAACUUUUGAACUUUCCCAUAAUUUCAAAACGUCCUUCAUGUUUUCUUGUUAUUUUUAGGUGUAUUAAGAUGUAUUUAUCCAGAGCUUGCAUAGCCAGCAGUUAGACUGUAAAACCAGAUUGACCAAAAACACAACGCGGACCACCCACGCAUUCAUCACUGUCACGGAAAUCAGGCAAAUACGUAACCAAGGAGGAAACGCAUUGAUCAAUUUGAGAUUAUCUUCACAAGAAAACGACUGCAAACAUAUCAAAGGCAAUGGCAAGCGCACCUCCAAUGGAGACAGCAGCACUUGUGGGUCAACCACUACCACCAUCAUAUGAAGAGACAAUAGGUACAAACCCACAUUACCCACCAGGAGGACCAAUGGCCUAUCCUCCCACUGAUUCAAAGGUCUAUCAGCCUCAAUAUCCUCCACAAGGCUAUGGACAGAUGUAUCCACCACCCCCACAACCUCAACCGGUCAAUCCUCCUGUUGUGUCAGUUCAGACUGUGUAUGUUCAGCCUGGUGCGGUGUUCAGAGAAUCUCCUGCGCAGGUACUUUGUCCGGUAUGCUCACAGACUGUGAUAACUCAACUGGAGUACACAUCAGGUGCAUUAGCCUGGCUCUCUUGUGUAGGCCUGGCCGUUUUCGGGUGUAUUUAUGGGUGUUGCCUGAUUCCCUUCUGUGUGGACGGUUUGAAGGACGUAACGCACCGCUGUCCAAACUGCAAGAAAACUUUAGGAGUCUUCAAAAGACUCUAAACCAUUUGAUGAGCAGUUAUGUAACACAUCUGUCAGUGUGUUGUGUCCUGCUGCCAACAUACAUACAUCAUACAGUAUACUUAUAUAUACAAGUAUGCAUCUUCUCUGUAAAAAAACUGACUGAUUUCAUAAAAAAACUGAAAAUCAAUGAUUUAUUCAAUUAUCUAUUGGUGAUGAGAUUUUUGUUAGAGGGCAUAUUAGUUACUGUGAAGUAAAGUCAAAAAAGCAUAUCUUUAUUCUGUUACCUGAUUUGAGAUAAAACAAAUACUACAUAUACACGCAUUCCCAGAUAAAACACCAGUAUGCAUAUUUCAUAUAGGUUCUGCAAUCUGUUUGCUUUACAAAAAGCAACUAGUUGUUUGACAUUGUCAUAAUUUAAAUAAACAAAUACACAAACAAAAAAUAAGAUUCAUGGCAAAGUUUGCUGGAGAUCCUCCACUUCAUAGAUCCAGUUUUUCCUGUGAAUCGUUGCGUUUUCAGAAAGAUCUGCCAUCUUGACAGCACGUAGCACUGGUUCUGGACUAUGAGACUGAAUGACCCCCAUAACCAUUACAUAUUUACCUGGGGACAAAAUUUAAAAGUUUAUAAACCAAUGCAAAUAUAUCUGUGUUUUAUCUCAAUAUUAACAAUUUAGGGUUAAUAAAAGAAAUUUAAUCUUUAGAAAAAAUAGUUGAAACUAAAUAUUUAUAUUAAAUGUUUCUAUUCUUAUACAUGUUAUGUUAUGGCUGUAUUGUUUCAACUAUUGUUACAUUUAGUCAAUACAGUUUAAAACCA
Messenger RNA from Paramisgurnus dabryanus, 1582 nucleotides. RefSeq names its product lipopolysaccharide-induced TNF factor (gene litaf). The record is from RefSeq and is a predicted model, not a curated record. Gene Ontology annotation, molecular function: zinc ion binding. Lineage: Eukaryota; Metazoa; Chordata; Actinopteri; Cypriniformes; Cobitidae. Gene Ontology annotation, cellular component: cytoplasmic side of late endosome membrane; nucleus; cytoplasmic side of lysosomal membrane.